GCGGUGCUGAAUAGAUCGAAAGCCGAUUGGGGUUGGGAUCCGGUGAUGUGGUUCGCGUAUCAUUCUUUUGCGUCACCCAGAUAAAUCCACCUCUCUCGUGUCCGAGGACGGAGGAACUGCCGAUGCUGUCUAUUGCCUUUGCUUUUCGUUAAACCACAGAUCACGACAGAAUCUUGGGUUUUCUCUCGUUGAAGCUUCUGCUGCUUCUUAAGACUCGUAUCUUCUCUGCCUUUGGGGUUCACGAAAGCUCCUGAAUUUAGCAAUUUGAUGAAAUGGGUUUUGUCAAGGAAUUUCCAGUGACGAUUUUAUAGGGUGGGUUUCUUAAUGUUACCAAAAUCAAAAGAAAGAUAAGAUUUUGGUGGCUAUGCGUAUAAUUUAAGCUGAUCAGGUAAGUUUUUUGUUCCCCAUGCCAUAUUGAAGGUUACAGAUGGAAGGAUUUUCGUGUGCCAAGGUGGCUUUUUGAGGGUUUGAAUGCAUUUUGAGUUGAGGUUUUUGGCGAGUUGAAUAGUGAAUGCUCUUGUGGUUGGUAAAGGGAUUUCAGUACUUAGGUUUGUAUUGUAUUUGGUUUUUCGGUGAUCUGUAAUGUGCUCUUGGAAGGUUGCAGAUGUUGGGUUUUUGACUGAAAGUGUGGUAGACUAUGCUGAAGGUAUUGCUGGAGUAAUUUUGUAGAGGGGUUUUGUGUGCCUAUUGAUGUUUGCUGAGAAUGGAACCCAUUAACGGUGAAAUUCACUGACUAGUGGUUUUAUCCGAGCAGUUGCGUGAUAUAUUAUCCAUUUGAUAAUAUACAGGGAAACAUAGAGAUGUCUGCUGCGAGCAGAACUAGAAAUCUGCUCGAGGGUCUAGUAAGAGAAAGUUCAUUCAAAUGGUUGCUUGGCAAGAGAAGUUCAUUUGAUGAAGAAAUUGAAGAGAUGGGAAGGUCUCCUUCUGGAGGGAAGAAUUGGAUAUCAGAGCUUUCUCCGAUUGCAAAUAUAGUUGUUCGUAGAUGCUCGAAAAUUGUUGGUGUCCCCUCAAGUGAACUUCAAGAGAGCUUCAAUGCUGAGGCUUCUGAUUCCAUAAAGCAUUCUUCUAGCUAUGCGAGGAACUUUUUGGAAUAUUGUUGUUUCAGGGCACUUGCUCUAUCUACUCAAGAAACGGGCCACCUGGCCGAUAAAAAGUUUCGAUGUCUGACCUUCGACAUGAUGGCAGCUUGGGAGGCUUCAGCAGCUGCUAGCCAACCUUUACUCAAUUUAGAGGACGACUUGAUGGUUGGGCUAGAGGCUUUCUCUCGAAUAGCUCCAGCUGUUCCGAUCAUUGCCAAUGUGAUUGUCAGUCAAAAUCUUUUUGAGGUACUUACGGCUUCUACUGGUGGAAGGCUUCAAUUCUCCAUCUAUGACAAAUACUUGAGUGGACUAGAGAGAGCUAUAAGAAAGAUGAAGACCCAGUCAGACUCAUCUCUCCUUUCUGCCUUUAGAUCUUCCAGAAGAGAAAAGAUUCUGGAAAUAGAUGGCACAGUCACUACGCAACCAGUUCUUGAACAUGUAGGAAUAUCUACAUGGCCUGGCCGGCUGAUUCUCACAGAUCAUGCACUAUAUUUUGAAGCUCUAAGAGUUGUGUCUUAUGACAAGCCAAAAAGAUAUGAUUUAUCAGAUGAUCUAAAACAGGUGGUUAAACCUGAGUUAACUGGACCAUGGGGUACACGACUAUUCGACAAGGCUGUGUCGUAUAAAUCUGUUUCCUUAUCAGAGCCAGUCAGAAUCGAGUUUCCUGAGCUUAAGGGGCAUAAUCGUCGUGAUUACUGGCUAGCAAUUAUCAGAGAAAUUCUGAAUGUUCAUAGGUUUAUGAAUAAGUAUCAUAUUACAGGAGUUGAACGGGAUGAAGCACUGUCAAGGGCUGUACUUGGAAUUUUGCGAAUACAAGCCAUUCAAGAAAUUACUUCUGCAAACUCUAUUCCCUGUGAGAGUCUUCUCAUGUUUACUCUAUGUGAACAACUACCUGGUGGAGAUUUGAUACUGGAAACUCUUGCAAACAUGUCAUCUUUAAGGGAAUCUGACCGCACUAACAAUCACAUGGCUUCUAGAGGUGGCAUGAAUUCAAUUUCAGCCUUGACCAUGGUAACUGACUUAGGGUUUGUGUUUGGUUCAAGUUCAAAUUAUCAGGCUGAGGCUGCGCUUGCUGUGGGUGAGAUUACUGUGGGGGAGGUGAGCUCUUUGGAAAGAGCAGUUAAGGAAGCUAGAAAUAGCUACAAGAAGGUGGUGCAAGCCCAAGCAACAGUUGAUGAAGUUAAAGUAGACGGCAUUGAUACUAAUUUGGCCGUGAUGAAGGAGUUACUUCUUCCUCCUAUGAAAGUCGGGAAUUGGCUUCUUUCAUUGGCAUAUUGGGAUGAUAUUUUCAAGUCGUCAGUGUUCUGUUUGGUUGUGACAUACAUCAUUUUCAGGGGAUGGCUAGGCUAUGCCUUUGCAUUGCUGCUCCUUUUUCUUGCGGUCUUUAUGGUACUCACUCGAUUUUGUAACCAAGGAAAGGCUAUUGACGAGCUUAUGGUAACAGCACCUCCACCAAUGAACACGAUGGAGCAGCUUUUGGCUGUUCAGAAUGCAGUUUCUCAAAUUGAACAGCUUAUUCAGGACGGAAACAUUGUUCUUCUCAAGUUCCGUGCAUUGUUGCUGUCCAUUUUCCCUCAGGCAAGCGAGAAAUGCGCGAUUACUCUUGUGACCACUGCUGUGUUUCUGGCCUUUGUUCCCCUCAAGUACAUGGUUAUGUUGAUGUUUUUGGAGAUGUACACAAGGUAUUCUCCUCCGAGGAAAGAAAGUACAGAGAGAUGGAUGAGAAGAUUGAGAGAGUGGUGGUUCAGCAUCCCUGCGGCUCCCGUACUUCUUGAAAGAGAAAAGGAAGACAAAAAGAGGAAGUAGUGAUGGUAUAGGCGUUUUCUUCAGAAUUGUAUAUUUUUGUAUUUGCACAAGUGCAUGUACUGUACUAUAUACCAGAUUAUCAUUUCUUUGUGGUGUAAACGUUGAUAUGAUCUGAUCGAUCUGGUAUUUUAACAAACCAGAUGUGUAUUUGUUUCAACAAUGUAUCUCCUUAUAGACAUACAAUAUAAGUAUAUGGUAUGUGAAUAUAGGAAGAACUUGCAUC
Messenger RNA from Tripterygium wilfordii, 3108 nucleotides. RefSeq lists its product as uncharacterized. The coding region runs from base 801 to 2885 and encodes 694 amino acids. The record is from RefSeq and is a predicted model, not a curated record. Lineage: Eukaryota; Viridiplantae; Streptophyta; Magnoliopsida; Celastrales; Celastraceae. The transcript is spliced from 9 exons.